Messenger RNA from Acanthoscelides obtectus, 7252 nucleotides. The record is from the annotation of a GenBank genome assembly. NCBI's taxonomy places the organism in Eukaryota, Metazoa, Arthropoda, Insecta, Coleoptera, Chrysomelidae.
CUGGACGACGCGCACCGCCGACAAUCGCGAGAUUCAACUGUUUUUCGAGUUAGUAGCGCGUUGAUUCGCGAUUGGCUAUGGCAUGACACUUUCGCGAUUGUCAGUUGUUUUCGGGGUGCUUCUUUCGACGGAGAAAACAAAAGUGUUUGCAAGACAUCACGCGAGACGUUUGUUUUUCGUUGAGUUUCAUUCGCAAGAAGCAACAGGCGAUACAACGCCGUUGGACGCGAUCGAUUGAUUUUCAACUGUUUUACGCUGUUCCAUUCGCAGGAAGCAGCGUUCGUUUUCAACUGUUUUCGAGUGGUUUUAAUCGCAAACAGCAAGAAGUGGCAGCGUUCGUUUUCAAUUGUUUUUGAGGUGUUUACAUCAUGUGAAGCAACAAGUGAUACGAAGACACGUGAUACAAAAGCAUCCCAAAUCAUGAUGCGAUUUGCAACAGUUUUUAGCGUGUUUUCUCGCUAGGUGCAGCAAGUUCCUGCCUUGCUGCGAUAAGUAUUUCCGUUGACAAAACAGUUGGCAUCAAUGACCUUUCCUCAAUAAAAUCUCUGUUCGGAAGAACCUUGAUGCGAAAAUGUAACCAAAACCCAUCGUGAAGCACCAUGAGCAGCAAAAAGCCUAAAGAACAACGCACCAGACACACCAGUCUCGAGAUGCCUGACGUGGAAGCGGUCACCAAGAAGAAGCACAGCGACAUGCUUCAACGCGCUAGGCACAAACUGCUCAACUUGAGCGACGCUUUGAAACAUCGAAAUCUUGAAGUCUCCGAAGCUCACAAGAAAGGAAUGGCAAAAUCCAUGACUCAAGUGACGUUAGACUAUUUCUUCAAGCACGGCGGACAGAGCAAGAAUCAUAUCUACGCUAAUACUUCGAGAGUGGACGAGCCGAAGAAGAAGCAAGGUCUCCACAAACAGCAUUCCGUGGGUUCGUACCCGAUCAAAAUCGAAAUCACCGACGAGGACGACCUCCCGGUGGACGCCGUCUCCGAAGGGGCGCACGCCCCCGCGUGCGAGGACAUCCCCAGAUGUGCAGAAGCCUUGGCUUUGGAGAAACCCAGGAAGAAACUGUCGUUUCGGGUACCUGAGAUCAUCGGAAAGGGAAGGUGUCACCAAAAAGUGAACGGCGGGUGUGAACUUAGUGAAUUGAGGUUGAGAGACGCUAGUGAUCCGUGCGCGUUGAGGAGGGCCAGUAGCUUUGAGGAUUAUGAUUUGGAGAGCCAGGCGAUGCGCGUGGUGCGUACGAUAGGCCAGGCGUUCGAAGUGUGCCAUAACUUGUCGAUCACGGCCCCAGAAAAUAACGUGGACCACGAAGACGAUCAGGACACGUUCACGCAGGACCUGCUCAGCGAUCGACUCAGUGAUAUUACUAGUGAUAAGCCUAAAAAAGAUUUCUCAGAGUCUGCAAGUGAUAAGGGUUCGCUGCCCACGGACGACUGCAGCCUGAAGGAUCUAGAAAAUAAUAGAAAUUCCAGAAUACCUCCUCAACUGGAUCUCAUUCCUCCACCGCCAACGACAAACAACAGAAAAUCUCCGCUGACUUCCGGCGAGACGUACUCGUCCCCCCACUCGGACACGCUGCUGUCAGCUGCGAACGGCGCCGGUGGGGGUAACAGCGAUGGGGGUAGUUGCAACGCGUUGCCUCCACCUGGCUCGGCGCUGUCCGCACAUCACGAGCUACAACUGAUGCGCGAACAGCUCGAGCAACAAACGCAGCAGACUCAGGCGGCCAUGGCGCAGCUGCAGCUCGCCCGGGAACAGCUGCAAGCUGAACAGGCGGCAAGACUGGAGGCCCAAGCACGCACCCACCAACUGCUCGUGCACAAUCGCGAGCUGUUGGACCACAUCGCCGCAUUGGUGGCACAUCUUCAAGGAGGAGAUAAACAGGGACAACAGCAGACGCCCCCGCAUAUGACCAUGCCGCAGAACCAACACCAGAUGGCAAUGUCCGACGGUUACGACACCUCCGAGCCUUCCUCUUCGGUAGACAGCAGUCCGGUACUGCCUCCCUUCAGUUACAUACCUCAUAGCCUCAUCGAGAACAGGGCUGCUGUUGCGUCUUGCCUUCAACCUUCCUCACCUUUAAGAACCACCUUCAACCCUGCAGCGUUCCCUUUCGGGUACGCCCCUGGGGAAGGUGCUUCAUUCGAGGCGCAACUCUUGCAGAGGUUACAAACGCUAGGUAGUUACCCUGCGUAUCAUCAAGCGUACUACCCGCCUUAUGUGCCUCCGAUGUACGGGUCGCAAACUUUGUUGAACAAUAGUUACACUUUGCAGCCUCCGCCACAAAAAAAGAUGGCGCCGCAGUCGCCGAUGAUGCCUAGGAAUUCGUAUGCAGGUAGUACUUCGGUGCAAGGAACCAGGUUGAGUCCCGCGAGGAAUAGCGAACCUAGGCAAUUGCCCACGCAGUACCAGAAUUUGAAUCUGAGAGUCAAUGAUCACCAGACCUAUCAGACGCAAAGUAGUACCUGCCAGUCUCAUAAUAGCGCUUGCCAAAAUCAACAGUACCCAGCUCAGAACGUAAAUUGUACGAGGUCGAAUGACCAACAAUUUCAAAGGCAGCAGUACCAGCAAAACACCAAUCAAAACCAACUUCGGGUACAACCUAACAACAGGCAGCAAAGAGAAACCACUCCGGUACCCCAAACCCCAAAUGAAAAGAAGCAAACUCAGUUUAUUAAACCUCAAGCUCAGAUGGGUACUUUAACUACUACAGAUUCUGACGGAAGAAUGAGGGUGAUAGUACCGGUACCCUCCAACUCAAAUGAUAAUAAUGAAAUGAUGAGUAACUUGAGGCUAGACGAUACUGGGCACUCUCAUAGUUCUCCAGUUACUAGGUCGAAGAGCGAGAAAGUACCAAACAGGAGUCAACUGAUGGCUGAAGUGCAUAGAACUAUUUGGGCACGACACACUACAAAGUAGUACCCAUCACAGUUAUCCCCAGGUAAGAAGAUGCAAUACUAGAUAGUUCUUCUAUUGGGGAUCUUAAGACAAAGACACUUUGGCCUCUACAGACGUUUGAGCUACUCGUCGUACCAUCAAGGGCACUAUCAGCCUGUUGGGCCUCCAAUCUACGGUUUUCAGCCUUUAAUAAACCCUCAAUAGCCACCACCUCAUCAGAAGAUGGCAUUUUAGUCGCCGAUUAUCUCCAGGAGCUCGUAUGCAGGCAGUACUCAAGUACAAGGAAGUAGGUUGAGUCCUGUAAGAAAUAGCGAGACUACUCUGUUCAGAAUUUGAAUUUAAGGGUCAACGAUAUUCAAAUACAAAAUCGUUUCUGUCAAUAACAAUCUCAAAGUAGUACUUUGCCAAAAUCAACAAUAUCAAGCUCAGGACGCAAACAGUACGAGGUCGAAUUACUUACCGACAGUCGCAUCUGCGGGUACAAAGAGAACCCUCUCCGGUACCCCAACCUCCAAAAUGAAAAGAAGCAAAAGCAAACGCAUUUCAUCAAACCUCAAGCUCAGAUGGGUACUUUAUCUACUCUACAGAUUGUGAUGGAAGAAUGAAGGUGAUAGUACCGGCACCGUCAGACUUGAAUGAUAAAACUGAAAUGAUGAGUAACUUGAGGUUAGAUGAUAUGGGAUAUUCUGAUGAUUCUCCUCAUUAGGUCGAAGAGCGAGAAAGUACCAGACAGGAGACAGCUGAGAUACUAUAAAGUUGUAACCAAUGAGUGAGCAUAGUUAAAAAUAUGCAUUACUAAACAGUUUUUUUAUUGGAGAUGUUAGGACAAAGACAUUUUCUCAUUCUCAUAAUAACGCUUGCCAAAAUCAACAGUACCAAGCUCAGAACGUAAACAGUACGAGGUCGAAUGACCAACAAGCUCAAAGACAGCAGCACUCAUAUGCAGGUGGUACUUCGGUGCAAGGAACUAGGUUGAAUCCCGCAAGAAAUAGCGAACCUAGACAAUUGCCUACGCAGUACCAGAACUUGAAUCUGGUCUGACCACCAGACUCAAAAUUGUUCCUAUCAGUCUCAACAGUCGUCAAGUAGUACCUGCCAUUCUCAUAAUAACGCUUGCCGAAAUCAACAGUAGUCAGAACGCAAAUAGUUCGAGGUCGAUGACCAACAAGCUCAAAGGCAGCAGUACCUGUAUGCAGGUGGUACUUCGGGUAUAAGGACCUAGGUUGAGUUCCUAUCAGUCUCGACAGGAGUACCUGUCAGUAUCCGCAGUCACUUAAUAACUCAUGCCAAAAUCAACAGUAUCAACCUCAAAACGCAAAUAGUGAGAAGUCGAUGAUCAACAAGCUCAAAGACAGCAGUACUCGUAUGCAGGUGGUACUUCGGUGCAAGGAACUAGGUUGAAUCCCGCAAGAAAUAGUGAGCCUAGACAAUUGCCUACGCAGUACCAGAAUUUGAAUCUGGGAUGACCACCAGACUCAAAAUUGUUCCUAUCAGUCUCAGCAGUCGUCAAGUAGUACCUGCCAUUCUCAUAAUAACGCUUGCCAAAAUCAACAGUACCAAGCUCAGAACGCAAAUAGUUCGAGGUCGAUGACCAACAAGCUCUAAGACAGCAGUACUUGUAUGCAGGUAGUACUUCGGUGCAAGGAACUAGGUUGAAUCCCGCAAGGAAUAGCGAGCCUAGACAAUUGUCUAAGCAGUACCAGAAUUUGAAUCUGGGAUGACCACCAGACUCAAAAUUGUUCCUAUCAGUCUCAAAAGUCGUCAAGUAGUACCUGCCAUUCUCAUAAUAACGCUUGCCAAAAUCAACAGUACCAAGCUCAGAACGCAAAUAGUUCAAGGUCGAUGACCAACAAGCUCAAAGACAGCAGUACUUGUAUGCAGGUGGUACUUCGUUGCAAGGAACUAGGUUGAGUUCCUAUCAGUCUCGACAGGAGCAACUGUCAGUAUCCGCAGUCACUUAAUAACUCAUGCCAAAAUCAACAGUACCAAGCUCAGAACGUAAACACUACGAGGUCGAAUGACCAACAAGCUCAAAGACAGCAGCACUCAUAUGCAGGUGGUACUUCGGUGCAAGGAACUAGGUUGAAUCCUGCAAGGAAUAGCGAGCCUAGACAAUUGCCUACGCAGUACCAGAACUUGAAUCUGGUCUGACCACGAGACUCAAAAUUGUUCCUGUCAGUCUCAACAGUCGUCAAGUAGUACCUGCCAUUCUCAUAAUAAUGCUUGCCAAAAUCAACAGUAUCAAGCUCAAAAUGCAAAUAGUUCGAAGUCGAUGAUCAACAAGCUCAAAGACAGCAGGACUCGUAUGCAGGUAGUACUUCGGUGCAAGGAACUAGGUUGAAUCCAGCAAGGAAUAGCGAGCCUAGACAAUUGCCUACGCAGUACCAGAAUUUGAAUCUGGGAUGACCACCAGACUCAAAAUUGUUCCUAUCAGUCUCAGCAGUCGUCAAGUAGUACCUGCCAUUGUCAUAAUAACGCUUGCCAAAAUCAACAGUACCAAGCUCAGAACGCAAAUAGUUCGAGGUCGAUGAUCAACAAGCUCAAAGACAGCAGUACUUGUAUGCAGGUGGUACUUCGGUGCAAGGAACUAGGUUGAAUCCCGCAAGAAAUAGCGAGCCUAGACAAUUGCCUACGCAGUACCAGAAUUUGAAUCUGGGAUGACCACCAGAUUCAAAAUUGUUCCUAUCAGUCUCAGCAGUCGUCAAGUAGUUCCUGCCAUUCUCAUAAUAACGCUUGCCAAAAUCAACAGUACCAAGCUCAGAACGCAAAUAGUUCGAGGUCGAUGACCAACAAGCUCAAAGGCAGCAGUACUGGUACUCAGGUGGUACUUCGGUGUAAGGACCUAGGUUGAGUUCCUAUCAGUCUCGACAGGAGUACCUGUCAGUAUCCGCAGUCACUUAAUACCUCAUGCCAAGUACCAAGCUCAGAACGCAAAUAGUACGAGGUCGACCAACAGGCACAAAGAGAACAGUACCACUAAAGCUCUAAUCAAAAACAAGUCACAACUGUGAGUACAACCUAGGCAACACUGAGAAACCACUCCAGUACCCCAAACUCCAAAUAAAUAGAAGCAAACUCAGUUUACCAAACCUCAAGACCCGACGACAGACUACAAAGUAGUACCCUGUGACUCAGCAUAGCGAUUUCCAGUUAAGAAGAUGCAUUUCUAAACAGUUCUUCUGUUCGAGAUCUUAAGACAAAUAUAAUAUGGCCUCUGCAGACUUUUUAGCUACCCAAAGUACCAUCACGGGUACUAUCAACCUACUGUGUAUCCAAUCUACGGGUUUCAGCCUCUAUUAAACGCCCAACAUCCACCACCUGAAAAUAAGAGUACCUCUAGGAACUCGUAUGCAGGCAGUACCGCAGUAUAAGGAAGUAGGUUGAGUCCUCCGAGUAAAAGAAUUUGAAUCGAAGGGUCAACGAUGUUCAAACACAAAAUUAUUCCUAUCAACAGUCUCAAAAUAGUACAUGCGAACAUCUCUUAAUCAACAGUACCAAGAUCAGAAUGCAAGUAACAACAGAUCCAAGGAACAGCAGACAGAACAAAAAAAUUAUUUGAAUUCAAAUAAUGCUUUUUAGAUCUUUGUACUGAAGAACCUUAAAGAUAAUAUUAAAUAAAUCAAGAAUGUGGCAUCACGACAGUCCAAGGUUACAUGGAUCUCGUUCUUUUCGGUGGUUGAUCAAAUUUUGCUCCUCUUGCCUAAAAAUGACUUGAAAAUCAUAAAAAAAACGUCUCAAAAGUACUUAAUUGAUCGUGCCCAAUUAUUGACAAAUAAAUUGAAAAAAAAUAUUUGUUAGGUAUAGCAAAGACGUAAAUCAAAUUUGGAUCCCAGCGUAACUGCAGCUAAAAGACGUCAUAUGAAUAAAUCAUAGUUGUUAAUACUAGAGAAAAGAUAAAGAUAACAUUACAAAUUGAGACCACAGAAACGUGAGAAACGCCAACGUUCUCUGUGGCCAAAAUAACAUAUGGACGAACAAUUUUAUACUUUCAUUUAUGUAGUCUUUUGUGUCUUUAAAAUUAUCACUAACGUCGUGCCAAAUUUAUGCAUAUAUUGUUGUAAAUAUAGGUAUAAUAUUUAGUUGCGUGACGUGAAUAGAUGAUGAAAAAUAUUUCUUUGUGAAAGUAGAUAAUAAACCAUACUGUCAUUUUUCACAUUCAUUGUAUAUAGCUUUGUAUGAUUUAUUUUCUUUAUUAAGUAUGUUUGACUUAGUGAUGAUAAUGACAUCUCUCAAUUUCCAGCAUAACUUAAUUUCAGACUGUCUGGUAUAUCAUUGCUGAAUCAUCUAGGAUUAAGAUAAAUCAUAUAAACUUCAUGACGUAGUCAGUAUUUGUUAUACAAUACGAUAUUUGUUGUUAC